This is a messenger RNA of Lithohypha guttulata, 1617 nucleotides long. RefSeq names its product Vacuolar protein sorting-associated protein 62. Lineage: Eukaryota; Fungi; Ascomycota; Eurotiomycetes; Chaetothyriales; Trichomeriaceae. The record is from RefSeq and is a predicted model, not a curated record. The transcript has a single exon. Bases 1 to 1617 code for a protein of 538 amino acids.
AUGAAGCAAGCUAAGACAAAAGCUACGAUUGGAGCCCUUGCGACUCUGAUCUCAUAUGUUUCCUUGAACAGCUGGGCUCACGCCUAUCAUCCCGAGGCAUUUAUCUGGUCACCUCAAGAUCGAGAGAAUGCGGAAUGGGUAGCAACAUCUAACUCCUGGCUUGACAGAAAGGCAUGCCGCUGGCUCGGAGUCUGUGGGGGUUCACAUAUACACUUCUCGCGGCAGCCAAACCAAGCACUGGUCUCACAUGAGCCAGCUCUGAAGCAUCCAGGGAGUGAAGGCAGUGACGACUGGCAGAAUGCCUGGAAAGAACCCACGAAUACAUCAAAACAUUGGAAUAAAGACGAGAAGACGUUACGAGAAAUACCAGAAUAUGUCUUGGAAUAUGCCCCAUUAGUGCAUCUGUUUUCUGGUGAACGAUAUUGGCCAUGCGAUAUAGCUGAACACUUGUACCACGUUACGCCUGAACUUAACUACACAGCCAUACAGUCCGGAUCUGUUCAUCCUGCGUUGACUGAUUUGAAUAAGUAUAACGAGUACCAUGGUGGGGGAUGGGUAUAUUUGACCAGCAACGACAACCCGGAAGAAUAUCCAGACUGGCUAGGAGGACAGAAGAACAUUCCAAGUGUACCAGAAGAGUUAAAGGACGACUUCAGUGGUAAUGACGGCUGGGUUCAUCGACCUGGCAGGACAUAUUUACAGGGCAUCAAAGACGUCAUAGCGGACAUGAAAGAGUGGUUCGGGUCUGAUAGCGACAGUGCUGCCGAUCUGAAGGAAUCUGCUACUGCGGCCAAAGAGUACGCGCGGCUCCUCCUAGAGCAAGGGUAUCACCAAGAGUUGAAAAGAAAAACGGCUGAUGAAGAUCCAGAAGGUCGAUUUCGAGGAGGUCGAAGUGAAGCGCCAGCUGUGCUAAUAGCUAUCGACAAGGGCCACGGAGUCGUCGAUGCGUUUUGGUUUUUCUUCUACAGCUUCAACAGGGGCAAUUCAGUGUUCAAUGUUGUUUUUGGCAAUCAUGUCGGAGACUGGGAACAUACUGCUAUUAGGUUCCAUCAUGGCGAACCUAAAGCUGUUUUCUUCAGCGAACACAAUUUCGGGUCAGCUUACAGUUAUGAUGCUGUCGAGAAGAUCGGCAAGAGACCUGUUAUCUACUCUGCUACUGGCUCUCAUGCCAUGUAUGCCACUCCCGGGCUACAUCCUUAUGUUCUACCAUGGGGUGUUUUGCACGAUCAAACCGACAGAGGGCCACUGUGGGAUCCUACGCUCAAUUCGCAUGCAUUCACUUAUGAUUUCGAGAAGGACAUCUUGAGAGCCUCGAAUAUCACACCACGCGCUCCGACGGGUUGGUUUCACUAUGCAGGCCGCUGGGGGGACAAGUUAUAUCCAUUGGGUGACAAGCGCCAAUACCGUUUCGCAGGACAGUAUCACUAUGUCAGUGGACCUCUUGGGCCUAAGUUCAAGAACCUUGGCAGGAAGAAGAUUUGUGGUGGGCCAGACAGACAGCCUUGCAUCAUCAAACAUUGGUUGGGGGGAGAAUCCAAGAUAGGAAGAUUGCAACACAAAGGAGAGGAAUCUGAUCUUUACACUGAGGAGGAGCGUCAUCUUGGGAUAUCGCAAUAG